CAGGGAAGUUGCUAUGGCACCCAGAACAAACCAUCGCAAGCUGCUCUCUCCCACCUAGGGGGCACACCUAAAAGAUUCCAGAUAGUCUUCUCCUCAGAGAACCUGCAGCCGUCACCAUGACCAAUUGGAUAGCAAAAGAAAUACUGCUGAAAUAUCAAAACUCGAUUGUUUCAGCCUGGCUGGCCCAAGUAUCUUGCUUCCGCUUCUGUGGCUUUUUGCUUGCCAUCAUAGGCUGGAGCAUGUGCCUAAUGUCUACAGCUGGUACCCAGUGGAGAGUGUGGGACAUAGAACGCAUACCAGGCAUCAGUUCUGAACGCCUCUGGAUUGGGAUCUGGAGAGCUUGUUUUAUCCAUGAUAAGCCUGUUGAGAAGCUCUAUCUACACUGUGAGGAAUUCACUGAGGAAUACAGGACUCUUCCCAAGGAGAUUUUUAUUGCUCAGGACUUGAUGUCGUUAGCUGCAAUUUUGCAAUCAUUGGCAAUAGGUUUCAUGGCUUUUGCCUUGUGGAAUGUUUUCAAGAGUGAAAAGCACAAAAAAGUUUUGUUUACUUCUUUUUCUAUUGGAGGCAUUUUAAAUUUAAUCGCUGCGAUGAUUACUUUAGUCCCAAUUUCAUGGAAUUUAUAUUCUGUUCUAAUGAAUGAGAGCAUUGAAUUUCCUGAAUUCUUUGUCUUGCCUGAGUCCCCCAAAGAGCAAUAUGUUGGUUCUGCGAUUUAUGAGGGAUAUGUUGCUUCGGGUUUUAUGCUCUCAAGUGGAAUUGUUAUCCUCAGCAAGAAAUGCAGUAGGAGGAAAAAAAAGAUUAAUCCUCUAAUUAUGGUGAAACUUGACCCACCACCACCGUCAAGUAAGAGUGACACUCAAAAUUGUCCGCAGUGCAACUCAUCUAUGGAUCUUAGCAAACUCAUUGUUUUGGAUAAUUGAAAGGGGGAGGUACUGCUUUUAUUUUCUAUUAAUAUUAUAUGAAGAAGCUUCCACUUUAACCCUUUAUUUUAAAAAAACUUGAAGUGGAAAGAUUGUGUUGUCCCUCCUCUAUUUUAAAAAAACAACUUGAAUUAGGAAGACUUUGCAUUGAAUACAAUACGUUGGGUGUCCCACUUCUAUUUAAAAAAAUAACUUGAUUUAUAAAGACUCGUAUUGAACACAACACUUUGGCUGUCCCUCCUUCUAUUUUAAUUUUUUUUCUUUUCCAACGCCCCAUCACCACUCCAGCAGAAAAACAUAUAUUACAUUUCUGUGGCGCAGUAAGAGCUGAGAAUGUUUGCUGUACCACCAAAUCCUUGUGGUUGUACAGCAGAACUGAGUAAUAUUGGUGGGCUCAGGGACUGAUUUUUUUGUUACGACAACUUUCCA
Molecule: messenger RNA, 1346 nt
Organism: Pogona vitticeps (central bearded dragon)
Lineage: Eukaryota; Metazoa; Chordata; Lepidosauria; Squamata; Agamidae
Gene: CLDN34
Product: claudin 34
Cellular component (GO): membrane; bicellular tight junction
Molecular function (GO): structural molecule activity
Source: RefSeq, a predicted model, not a curated record